UUGACAUUGUUGCGUUCUGCCCACCAUCCAGCAUAAAUGAUGGAAUUGGGGGCAAGGCAAUUAUUGCUAAGAAAGAUUUCCUUGGUCUGCUUCUGAUAGCAUAUUUGGAUCUCUAGUUAACCACAUGCUUGAUAUUUAUCCUGAUUUCCACAGCAAGUUUAGAAUUUUGGAGAACCUUUCUUUAUGGUUAUUUGUGAGGAUGAGACCUUAUCUUCUAUUAAAGAAAGUUUACAGAAAAAGCUUAAGGUCUCAGAUGAGGAUUUCUCCAAGUGGAAAUUUGCAUACAUAUCCCUUGGUUGCCCAGACUAUUUUGAAGAUUCUGACACUUUAGCCACGAGAUUUCAGAUAAACAUGUAUGGAGCUUGGGAGCAGUAUCUUGGACUGGAGCACCUAGACACAGCGCCAAGAAAGGCACAUAGUGCUAACCAGAACCGCCAUUCAUUUGAGAGGCCUAUAAAGAUCUACAACUAGAUAGUUGUGAGAAGCAGGAGCGACGUCCUGCCAUGCAAUACCACAAAGCAAGUGGCUGAAAGUGAAAUUGCUGGCUUUAAUAAAUUGUGUACCAUAUGAUGGCAGGACUGGUUUCUCAAGUUAAUGACGGAGCCUAUAGUCGAUUGAAGGGUGUUUUCCUUGAGAGUGGAACCUCAGAGGUAAUAAAAUACGGACAACACCUUCGACAUGGCAAUAUCUUCUUGCAACUUCUAUUGAACUUAAUACCAAGAUAGUAGCCAUUCUUUCAACUUUUGG
This is a messenger RNA of Triticum urartu, 747 nucleotides long. RefSeq names its product ubiquitin C-terminal hydrolase 12-like. The record is from RefSeq and is a predicted model, not a curated record. Lineage: Eukaryota; Viridiplantae; Streptophyta; Magnoliopsida; Poales; Poaceae.